AUGCUGGCCAUUCGAGCUCUCCGAACUCCCGCCUCCAGGCAAGCCCUGCGCACUGCUGCCCCCCGCGCUGCCAUUUUCUACAACCGAUGCUACUCGACCUCUGGCGACCGUGUUGCCAAGUACAACGGAACCAAGGAUGCCAGUGGCAACUACCUGGUCAGCUUGAUUGAGGGUGACGGUAUCGGCCCCGAGAUUGCCCAGUCCGUCAAGGAAAUCUUCGCCGCCGCCAAGACCCCCAUUGCUUGGGAGCCUGUCGAUGUCACUCCUAUCAUCAAGGACGGCAAGACCGCUAUCCCCGAUGCUGCCAUCGAGAACAUCCAGAAGAACAAGAUUGCCCUCAAGGGUCCUCUCGCUACUCCCGUUGGCAAGGGCCAUGUCUCGCUUAACCUUACCCUCCGCCGAACCUUCAACCUCUUCGCCAACCUGCGUCCUUGCCGCUCCGUCGCUGGCUACGAGACUCCCUACGACAACGUCGACACCGUACUGAUCCGAGAGAACACCGAGGGUGAAUACUCCGGCAUUGAACACAUUGUUGUCGAUGGUGUUGUCCAGAGCAUUAAGCUCAUCACCCGUGAGGCUUCCGAGCGUGUCCUCCGAUUUGCCUUCCAGCACGCCGAGUCCAUUGGCCGCAAGAAGGUCCGCGUUGUCCACAAGGCUACCAUCAUGAAGCUCUCCGACGGCCUCUUCCUCAAGGUCGCUCAGGAAGUCGCCAAGGACUUCCCCGGCAUUGAGUUCGACGCCGAGCUCCUCGACAACAGCUGCCUCAAGAUGGUCACUGACCCCACCCCUUACAACGACAAGGUCCUCGUCAUGCCUAACCUCUACGGUGACAUUCUCUCCGACAUGUGCGCUGGUCUCAUCGGUGGUCUCGGUCUCACCCCCUCCGGAAAUAUCGGUGAUGAGUGCUCCAUCUUCGAGGCCGUCCACGGUUCAGCCCCUGAUAUCGCUGGCAAGAACCUUGCCAACCCCACUGCCCUCCUCCUCAGCUCCAUCAUGAUGCUGCGACACAUGGGUCUUAACGAGCAUGCUAUCCGUAUCGAGAAGGCCAUCUUUGAUACCCUCGCCGAGGGCAAGGCCCUUACUGGCGAUCUCGGCGGAAAGGCCAAGACCAACGAGUACGCUGCCGCCAUCAUCUCCAGGCUGUAA
This is a messenger RNA of Fusarium poae, 1146 nucleotides long. It is a transcript of the gene IDH2, whose product is annotated as NAD-dependent isocitrate dehydrogenase. Bases 1 to 1146 code for a protein of 381 amino acids. NCBI's taxonomy places the organism in Eukaryota, Fungi, Ascomycota, Sordariomycetes, Hypocreales, Nectriaceae. Gene Ontology annotation, biological process: tricarboxylic acid cycle; isocitrate metabolic process. The transcript has 5 exons. Gene Ontology annotation, molecular function: magnesium ion binding; NAD binding; isocitrate dehydrogenase (NAD+) activity. The record is from RefSeq and is a predicted model, not a curated record. Gene Ontology annotation, cellular component: mitochondrion.